Molecule: messenger RNA, 695 nt
Organism: Racocetra fulgida
Lineage: Eukaryota; Fungi; Glomeromycota; Glomeromycetes; Diversisporales; Gigasporaceae
Source: the annotation of a GenBank genome assembly
GAUAUGGCGGAAUAAACGUAGCCACAAAACUCGAAUUGGCUCUUCAUAAAACACAUCAAAUCAUUCUUAUCGAACGUAAAACCUACACUUACCAUUCAAUUGGUGGUCUUCGUGUGGCUGUUGAAGAUGGAUUCGAACAUAAAAUUAUGGUUACUUAUAAAAAUCUAUUUAAGCAUGGAGGAAAAGUUGUACAUGCUACAGUUACUGCAAUUCAUGAAAAAGAAGUUAUUAUUAAUAACAAUACUGAAUGGGGAACUCGCAUACCAUUUGAAUACUUGGUAAUUGCUACCGGUUCUAAUCACUCUAAACCUGCAAAGAUGGUAGCAAAUAAUAAAGAGGAGGGUGUUUCUGAAAUAGUCGCACAAAGAGAAGCUGUAAAAAACGCGAACAAGAUUUUGAUUAUUGGUGGAGGUCCAGUGGGCAUAGAACUUGCUGGAGAAAUUGCAUCAGUUUACAGUGACAAAGAAAUUACACUUGUUCAUUCGGAAGAUCGUUUGCUUUCGGAACAAUUCCCAAAGAAAAUGACAGAUCUUCUUGCGAAACAAUUGAGGGAAUUAAAUGUAAACCUUAUUUUUGGUGAAAAAGUUAUUCUUCCCUCUUCUGGUAUUGGUGACGCUUUUGGUACAAAGCCUAACACUCAAGUUGUAGAAACCUUGGACGAAUCAUUAAUUGAAGAAGAUACUACUUUAGUAAAA